Peronospora matthiolae is the source of this 282-nucleotide messenger RNA. The record is from the annotation of a GenBank genome assembly. NCBI's taxonomy places the organism in Eukaryota, Oomycota, Peronosporomycetes, Peronosporales, Peronosporaceae.
AUGACCAGUGACAUGACCAUGGACGAAACCAGUGAUGGCUCCACUGAGCCUACUCAUGCCCACGAUCUGACAGCGGCCGGCCAUUCUACUGCAGUAUGGACACCAGCGGAGGUUGCACGGCUGCGGGAUAUUGGUGUUGCUCCCGCUACUGCAACAGUAGCCGAAGCUACGGUCGAGCAGAGGCUGUUCCACAUCGCAACGAAGGAUUACCCGCUUCACGAUGACUCCUCUCUUCGACCGAUGACCUUGGAUGAACGGAGCGCGUUGAGUGCCUACGUUUAA